UCAGUGUAUGGUUUGAGCCGGUGUUGUAUAAAGCUCCCAUGCCUGAUACAUGUCAUAUUUUUGUUCUACUUCUGAGGGUUUUUUUCUGUUUUCCUAUCCAAAUCUUCUUAACCUGCUUGGUGGAACAACAGAGGACGGUGUGUAAAGCCCGUUAUUGUCCGUCAAAAUUGGCCGGGGUUUGAGUACAAACGGUUUCUUUAAGUCACUUCAAAACUGUGUCCUGCAAUUCAUCAGUCGGGAUUUCUCCUUAGAUAGAACAGCUUUUCUAUUGAACAAACGUUUUAAAUAUGCACUAGAGAGAUCCAGAUAACUGGAUGAUGGGCAGCUCCUUCGAGUAGAACAGUACCAAGCAACGUCCUCUACCAAACCACAUCCUAAACUUCUGUUUAUCAUUAGAUGUAUAAUUCACUUCCAAAACGAUGGUCUACACUGCGUAAAGAUAAAUCCUACAGCCAGGAAUAAAACAAGAUGACUUCACACACACCAAAAUACAAGGCACACUCUUACAGAUAAUGGAUAAAGGUUUAUCUCAAGAUUCUAGUAGUCAGGACAUGACCAAACUGCAAAACAACCAUUCACCAGAUAAUUCAUCCAUUGCUACUGUCACAACUGCUGAAGUUUCCAGUGCAGAGACAACAGAAUCACCUCGACAACAACCCCAAGCAGUAACCAUGGCAACAGACAUACCCUCAGUGUCGUAUAGCACCGUCCAUGUACAGCAGAGCCAAGCUAUUUCGGGAAUGAGAACACUGCUUUUACCGAAGGCUGCUUCGGAGCCAUCACCACACAACCCUCGCAAGACGCUUGUAAGAAGUGCAGCUGUACGAAGCACUCCAUCUCCGCCACUGCCCAACGAAGAAGCCACAGAGGCACCUACACCUCAAACGGUUACAAACACUAGUUUUGACUCUUACAUAUACCAGUCCAGUGACAAUGAAGUGCUGCGUGAGACAACAAUGUCCAGACAAGAAAGUCUCGGCAGGACUUCUAAACAGGGUUCAUUUUCUAGAGAUAAUUCAUUUGAAUACACCGAUUCUACAGGCACAGAUUUACAUGAAUUUAUUGUCAAGACUCUCCGAAAUCCAAGAGACAGAAAAUUUGUUCUGAAAUUGGAGCACGAUUUUUUGAAUUUUAUCCAAGAUCCAAUGAUAAUCUUUAUUAAAUAUCCCCCGAUGACAUCCUACUACAGGAUGAUAGUGCAUAGAGUUGCUGCAUUUUUUGGUAUGGAGCACAAUGUUGACCAGCAGACUGGCAAGUCUGUUAUCAUCAACAGAAGUAUAAAUACUAGAAUUCCAGAGCAACGAUUUGCAGAUCUUGUGUCUUUGAGUAGAGAAGAAUCAGAAGAUUCUGAGGGUUCUAUGCCAAGAGCAAUACUGAGACGACAGAACACACCGUCAGGAGAAAGCACUCCCCCAAAGGUUGACAGCCCAUCGAAUACAAGUCUUGGAAUGGAGGAUAAAAGGUCCAAGUCCAUCGAACAAAGAGUAGAGGAGUACCAUAAAGCAAGAGAAAGAAUCUUCAACCAGGAUUCUUUUUCAUCACAGUCUUCUCAGUCGUCCAAGGGAGAUCCAAGUGAUAUGCCCCAAACACAGAUACUCACAAGAGAUGAUCCAGAUAUAAUAACACAGGAGCUACCAAGAGAACAAGUUGUACGAAAAUACAAGUCGCAGUCCUUUGAUAAUGAGAGAACUAUGGACAAGAGGGCUUCCUCUGCAUCAGGCAUAAGAAUCAUGUCGAACAAAAUGAUGACCAGGUCAUACAGCAGCCCAGGUGCUAGUGCUACUGCCUUUGCAGCUGCCGAGCACAUGUCCAAAGGUUCAGGAAGCCCUAAGGGAAGCAGGCUUCCUCUGACCAGCUACACUAUGCCUGUGUCUGGGGUACAGUAUUGGACACCAGAGGGAGUGCCCUUUGUACCUGUACAAGGAGGUGAGGUACAGAUGGUCCAAACCCAGGGGAUGCCAGCUGGUAUGCAGGGGGGAAUGGUUCCUGUAAUGACUGCUGGUGGACCUUCGCAAGGUAAUGUCAUGUGGUCGGUACCUUCUGAUUCACUACAGCAAGGAAUGAUGCUUAUAAACCCUAAUGCAGCUGUGGGUCCCGAUGGUAACCCAAUGUUUAUUGUCCAGUCACCAUACCAACCCAUGGUAAUGAAGUCAGGAAAUAAUCCAGGGUAUGCUCAACAACCACAGCAACACAGACAACAACAGCAGCCCAUGCCACAGGGUGCUACCAUGUCACCUCAGGGUGGCCAGGUAGUGGUGCCGCAGUAUGUCGGGGGUGUACAGCCAUCUAUGUAUAUGGUACAACAGCCCAACAGGUCGCACUAUGGGCAGCAGCAGGGAACAGAUAGCCCUACCCAGUCCCAAUGGACGGUUAGUGCUCAGCCAAUGACGUCCCCAUCAUAUCGAGACUUGAGUAAUCAGUUCACUAACAUGUCUGUAUCUGGACAACCUCAAGAAGUUGAUCAAACCAUGCAACAGGGAAUGAUUGGCGGUGGAGAUUCAGGGGUUGUAGCGUCAUCAACUACCACCCCACCCCUGUAUGUAGCAAGUGUAUCCCAAGCUAGUGGGUCGGGGCAGGCAGGUCAAGUUCAGUACAUGAUGAUGCCACCUCAGGGAAUGCAUCCUCAUCAACCCCUUCAUUCCAUGGUUGGGCAACCAGUCCAUUCACACAUGGUACCACAAGCCAUGCAGCAAGGAACCUCAUCACAGCAGAAUCAAGCCUUUGUGGUGACAGCGCAGACACCUUAUUCGCCCUCAACUUACCAGCCCACUUAUGGCUUCAGCAAGGAUGGAACUAUCCUGCAGCACCAGCGGUCGCAGUCACCACCAACACCACCUCAAACAUCAUCCCCAGUACUUGCAACACCAUACAACCAAUCUAUUGCUGCAAACUCGCUAAGCAACCAACAGGUCCAAAACACACAGUACCACAACACAUCGCAUUCACAGUCCCAAGUUCUUAGACCAAUGGUUCCUGUUGUCGUUGCUGGUGCCCAUCCUGUCCAGGUAGGAGCUCCUGUCAUUCCAGGCAAUCAACCUGGACAGAUGCAAGCUCAGGGUGGCACCAUACACUACCCACAACACGUAGUCCAAGUUCCGGCACCGUUUCACCCUCCUGGUCAGAACAGAAUGUAUAAUUUAGAUAGGAGAACACAGAAGUCCUCGGAUUUAUACACGGCUGAAUCUGCGAUGAUGGCAGGUCAGGGGGGUUCUGCCAUGGGGCAAGUAGCUGUUACUCAAUAUGGAGAACCAAUGGGAAUGGUUGCAGGAGAAAGAGGACAUUAUACACAGUAUUAUCAAGCCCAAAGGUUCAACCCAACACAGGGAGGAAGUAUACAAGGGGCACAGCAUCAACAAUACUCAAAACACAAGUCUAAACAAUAUCACAAAAAGAAAGAUAGCCCACGCGAACAAAGUUCCUUGAAGAGACAAGGCAGCAAGUCGUCAGACACCGAAAAUUCAAGCGGUGGGGGAACUGUGCUAGAAAUCUACAAUAUGAUUGGUGGAGUGAAGGACCACGAGGCCGACAUUUUUGAUGAACUUAUUUCAAAAGGCGCCAGAAUAAAACGGCCGAGUGACAACAGCCCUAGUUCCGGCGAAACACUGCGCGCAGUCUUUACAAGCGCGGCAGACGCCGAGCAAGCUCUAGCACAGAUCAACAGCCCUAACUUCAAACUUCGCUUGCCCGGAUCCUCCAGUACGACGGACAACAAUUCGCAAGUGCAAUCGAACCCAUAGGAUUUUUUUAAGUAAUAAUAUGGCUUUAUUUUUACUUUGUACUUUGAUUUUUAUAUGGCAAUUCUUGUUGACUCUAAUCGAGUUCUCAUUGUGAAAGGUCUACUUAGGGAAAUGUGUCCGAAGGCAAGACUGAUGAUAAUGAAAUAGCAAUAAAAUAGAGGGUGCGCGCCUCUAAAAAGUCGUAACAAAGUGUAAGAAUUGAAUGUUAUUAAAAUGCAUUGAAAGAA
Molecule: messenger RNA, 3964 nt
Organism: Actinia tenebrosa (Australian red waratah sea anemone)
Lineage: Eukaryota; Metazoa; Cnidaria; Anthozoa; Actiniaria; Actiniidae
Molecular function (GO): nucleic acid binding
Source: RefSeq, a predicted model, not a curated record